AGCGUGGCUCGGGUGUCUUGACCUGCAGCCUGUGCACCUCAGGUAGCCAUGAGGAUCGAGAAGUGCUGGUUUUGCUCCAGCAGCGUCUAUCCUGGCCAUGGCAUUAUGUUUGUGCGCAACGACUGCAAGACCUUCCGCUUUUGUCGUUCUAAGUGCCACAAGCACUUUAAGAUGAAGCACAACCCCCGGAAGCUGAAGUGGACCAAGGCCUAUCGUCGAGCUCGUGGAAAGGAGAUGGUGGUGGAUUCCACUUUCAACUUCGAGAAGAAGCGCCUGACGCCAACAAGGUACAACCGAAAUCUGAUGGUGAAGACGGUGAGGGCGAUGCAGAUCGUCGAAAGGAUCCGGCAAGUUCGGAAGGAGCGCUUUCACAAGGCGAGGCUUGCCGCGCAGCUCAGGAAAAGGCAGACCAGCGCCCAGAAGGAGAUUGCGAAAAGCGCGCACCUCUUGGAAGGUCCCAACAAAGAGAAGGCCUUGCUCUACCAGAAGGAGUUUGCUGGCUCCACCAAGGCCAAGAGCCGGCAGAAGGUCAAGGUGGAGAAGACUGGCAGCGGCUCCAUGGAGGUGGAAUGAGCGCGCGAGACCUCGAGACCUUGAGGCCCCGCCGGAAAGGCGAGACCUUGCACUGGGAGCUUCUUGGAAGGGCGCA
Molecule: messenger RNA, 649 nt
Organism: Effrenium voratum
Lineage: Eukaryota; Dinophyceae; Suessiales; Symbiodiniaceae
Source: the annotation of a GenBank genome assembly